This is a messenger RNA of Pyrgilauda ruficollis (rufous-necked snowfinch), 5880 nucleotides long. RefSeq names its product mucin 6, oligomeric mucus/gel-forming (gene MUC6). Bases 1 to 5880 code for a protein of 1959 amino acids. Gene Ontology annotation, molecular function: protein binding. The record is from RefSeq and is a predicted model, not a curated record. The transcript has 37 exons. Lineage: Eukaryota; Metazoa; Chordata; Aves; Passeriformes; Passeridae. Gene Ontology annotation, cellular component: extracellular matrix.
AUGCUCCCAACACUGGUACUGCUCAUCUUCUGCAGUUUCCUGCACUCUGCCGCUUUUGAAGGAAAUUAUUGGUCCCCCAUUCUUCUCCAAAAACAGAAAGAAUCUCUGCAAAGAAUUUUGAGCAAGGAUUCCUGUUCUACCUGGGGAGGAGGGCAUUUUUCAACCUUUGAUAAAUACCAGUAUGACUUCACUGGGACUUGUAACUACAUCUUUGCAACUGUUUGUGAUGAGACCAGCCCAGACUUCAACAUUCAGUUCCGUCGUGGGCUGGACAAAAAAAUUGCAAGGAUCAUUAUUGAGCUUGGACCUUCUGUUGUCAUUGUUGAGAAAGGCAGCAUUUCUGUCAGGAGUGUUGGUGUCGUUCAGUUGCCUUACACCAGCAAUGGAGUCCAAAUAGCGCCUUAUGGACGCAACAUCCGCCUGGUAGCCAAGCUGAUGGAGAUGGAACUGGUGGUCAUGUGGAACAAUGAUGACUACCUCAUGGUUUUGGCUGAAAAAAAAUACAUGGGGAAAACAUGUGGAAUGUGUGGGAACUAUGAUGGUUAUGAAUUGAAUGAAUUUGUCCGUGAAGGUAAAUUGCUGGAUACAUAUAAAUUUGCUGCAUUACAAAAAAUGGAUGAUCCAUCAGAAAUCUGCCUGUCCGAGGAGAUACCAAUUUCUGCUGUUCCUCACAAAAAAUAUGCCAUGAUCUGCUCUCAGCUACUUAAUUUGGUGUCACCAGCCUGCAGUGUGCCCAAGGAUAGGUUUGUCAUUCGUUGCCAGCUUGAUAUGCAGGACUGCAGUGAGCCAGGACAAAACAACUGCACUUGCUCUACACUGUCAGAGUAUUCCAGGCAAUGUGCCAUGUCCCACCAAAUAGUGUUCAACUGGAGAACUGAAAACUUCUGCUCUGUGGGAAAAUGUUCUGCAAACCAAAUCUAUGAGGAAUGUGGUUCUCCGUGUAUUAAAACCUGUUCCAACCCAGAGUACAGCUGUUCCAGUCACUGUACCUAUGGCUGCUUUUGUCCAGAAGGAACGAUUCUUGAUGAUAUCUCGAAGAAUCGGACAUGUGUUCACAUUAGCCAGUGUCCAUGUACACUGAAUGGGAAAACAUAUGCUCCUGGUGAGACAAUGAAAGCAGCUUGUAGGACCUGUAAAUGUGUGAUGGGUCAGUGGAACUGCAAAGACUUGCCCUGCCCUGGAAGGUGUUCACUGGAAGGAGGCUCCUUUGUUACCACAUUUGAUUCGAGGCCAUAUCGAUUCCAUGGGGUUUGCACUUAUGUUCUUAUGAAGAGUUCCAGCCUGCCACACAAUGGAACCCUAAUGGCUGUUUAUGAAAAGACUGGUUAUUCUCAUUCUGAGACCUCACUUAGUGCUAUAAUUUACCAAUCUACAAAGGACAAAAUUGUGAUUUCUCAGAAUGAUCUCCUUACUGAUGAUGAUGAACUCAAGCGGCUGCCUUACAGAUCAGGAGACAUCACCGUUUUCAGACAGUCCUCCAUGUACGUUCAGAUGCAUACAAACUUUGGGCUGGAACUUGCAGUUCAAACAUCACCUGUGUUCCAGGCCUAUGUGAAAGUUGGAUCACAAUUCAAAGGCAGAACACUAGGUUUGUGUGGCAAUUACAAUGGAGACACUACAGAUGACUUCAUGACUAGCAUGGAUAUCACUGAAGGGACAGCCUCCCUGUUUGUAGAUUCCUGGAGGGCAGGAAAUUGCCAUCCUGCCUUAGAGAGAGAGACUGACCCUUGCGCUUUGAGCCAGCUGAACAAAAUAUCUGCUGAGACUCAUUGCUCCAUUCUGACCAAGAAGGGUACAGUGUUUGAGAAAUGCCAUGCUGUGGUGAACCCUAUUCCUUUCUACAAGAGAUGUGUCUACCAAGCCUGUAAUUAUGAAGAGACCUUUCCUUAUAUUUGUUCUGCUCUGGGAUCAUAUGCACGAGCAUGCAGCUCCAUGGGUUUAAUCCUUGAGAACUGGAGGAGCAGUAUGGACAAUUGCACCAUUACUUGCACUGGCAAUCAAACAUUCAGCUACAACACUCAGGCAUGUGACAGGACAUGUUUGUCACUCUCCAACCGAGCCCUGGAAUGCCAUCCAACUGAUAUUCCUAUUGAAGGCUGCCAGUGUCCUAAAGGAAUGUACCUGAACCACAAGAACGAGUGUGUUCGUAAAUCUCAUUGUCCCUGCUACUUAGAGGACAGAAAGUACAUCCUGCCUGACCAGUCAACAAUGACUGGUGGGAUCACCUGCUACUGUGUUAAUGGGAGACUAAGUUGCACAGGCAAACCUCAAAAUCCUGCAGAAAACUGCAAAGCUCCUAAGAAAUACAUAUCAUGUUCUGACAAUUUAGAAAGCAAGUAUGGAGCUGCAUGUGCUCCUACCUGUCAGAUGCUGGCUACUGGAAUUGAAUGUAUACCCACAAAGUGUGAAUCAGGCUGUGUCUGUGCUGAUGGCCUCUAUGAAAAUCUCGAUGGCAGGUGUGUGCCAGCUGAGGAGUGUCCAUGUGAAUAUGGUGGCCUUGCUUAUGGGAGCGAUGAACAAAUCCAGACGGAAUGUGAGAUCUGCACUUGCACAAAAGGCAAAUGGAAAUGUGUUCAGAAAACAAGGUGCUCCUCCACCUGUAAUCUGUAUGGAGAAGGCCACAUCACCACCUUUGAUGGACAGCGUUUUGUGUUUGAUGGCAACUGUGAAUACAUAUUAGCUAUGGAUGGCUGCAGUGUUAACAGACCCAUUUCCUCUUUCAAAAUUGUCACUGAGAAUGUCAUCUGUGGGAAAUCAGGAGUUACGUGCUCCAGAUCCAUCAGCAUUUACCUUGGGAAUCUGACAAUCAUACUGAGAGAUGAAACCUUCGCUAUUUCUGGGGAGAAUCCUGAUACAAGAUACAAAGUGAAAAAGAAUGCCCUUCACCUGAUGUUUGAUAUCAUUAUCCCAGGAAAAUACAACAUGACCCUUAUUUGGAAUAAGCACAUGAACUUCUUCAUCAAGAUCUCCAGAGAAACACAGGAAACGAUCUGUGGUUUGUGUGGUAACUAUAACGGCAACAUGAAGGAUGACUUUGAAACUCGAAGCAAGUACGUGGCAUCAAACGAGCUGGAAUUUGUCAACUCUUGGAAAGAGAAUCCUCUCUGUGGGGAUGUGUACUUUGUAGUGGACCCCUGUAGCAAGAACCCUUAUCGUAAAGCAUGGGCAGAAAAGACAUGUUCCAUCAUCAACAGCCAUGUUUUUUCUGCCUGUCACAAUAAGGUGAAUCGGAUGCCCUACUAUGAGGCCUGUGUCCGAGACUCCUGUGGGUGUGACAUUGGAGGGGACUGUCAGUGCAUGUGUGACGCCAUCGCAGUCUAUGCCAUGGCAUGCUUGGAAAAAGGCAUCUGCAUUGACUGGAGGACCCCUGAGUUCUGUCCUGUCUAUUGUGAGUAUUACAAUUCUCAUAAAAGAAAAGGAAUUGAUGGUGCUUUUUCGUAUGGCUACAACGAUGACAAAUGCACCUGGCACUACAGGCCUUGUAACUGUCCAAAUCAAAACUACAAAUACGUCAAUAUUGAAGGCUGUUACAACUGCUCUCAUGAUGAAUACUUUGACCAUGAAGAAGAAAGGUGCAUGCCAUGUGGACAUGUAAAUGUCACCACCACAUCCGAACCAUCUUCACCUUCUCCAGUAACAACAGUGCAGCCUAAAGUAACAAGAAGCUCUACCACAAGCACACUUCUAACAGAACCCAGUACUUCUUCUGCAACAACUGCAUCACCUGAGACUAGAAAUCCAACAAUAACUGCAAAAAUUACAGUUCCAAGAACUUCACAACCUCUUGUCACAAUAAAGUCAACUACUGAGAGUGAGGGAACCGAAGCAACCACUCUGCACUACCCAGAAGUUGUCACCCGCGUAAGAACAACACUGACACAUCCUGCGCAGCAUCUUAUGACACAGACACAGACCACCCCUGCCACAUCCACCAGCAGCACCUCCGUCCCAGGAGAGACUAGCCCUGCCACCAGCCCAGAAGUUCCAGUGACAAAGAUAUUUCCAAGCUCCAGCUCUUUGCCUGUCACUUCAGUCUCAUCUGCUUUUUCCCUCUCCUCAACCCAGCUGGGAACGUCAUAUUCUGCAAGGGAGCCAACCAGAGCUAAGACACCAACUACUAAAGUAGUAACAGCCUUCACCCAUAAAAUGUUUACCAUGCCACAUGCUAUGACACCUGUGACCACACACAAGACCUCGGCUGCCACAUCCAUCAGCAGCACCUCCAGGACCUCUGUCUCCACAGGAGCCAACCCUCCAAGCAGCACAGAAGUGCCUCUGGAAACAGCCUCUCCACAUCCCAGCUCUCCACCUGCUCCCAGCAGCCCGCUCAGCACCCGGCUGCCAUCCACUGCCACCACUUCCACAGCCGCCUCCACAGCAGCUCCCAGCACCAGCCCCAGGCCCACACCUACAACCCUGAGGCCCAAGGCCUCUUCCCCAACAACCAGUGCUGCAAAGGAGUCUCCUGUCACAGAGUCCUCUGCACCCACCACAGCCAAAACCAGCACGCUGCCAUGGCCUGCUUCUUCUCCCUUCUCAACUGUGUCCUCAACAUGGCUCAGCUCCUCACACCUGGCAGCCUUCACCCAUGAACAGUCAACUGUGCCACACAUUGGGCCACCUGUGACCACACACAAGACCUCGGCUGCCACAUCCAUCAGCAGCACCUCCAGGACCUCUGUCUCCACAGGAGCCAGCCCACCGAUCAGCACAGAAGUGCCUCUGGAAGCAGCCUCUGCACAUCCCAGCUCUGCAUCUGCCCCCAGCAGCCCGCUCAGCACCCGGCUGCCAUCCACUGCCACCACUUCCACAGCUGCCUCCACAGCAGUUCCCAGCACCAGCCCCAGGCCCACACCUACAACCCUGAGGCCCAAGGCCUCUUCCCCAACAACCAGUGCUGCAAAGGAGUCUCCUGUCACAGAGUCCUCUGCACCCACCAUAGCCAAAACCAGCACGCUGCCAUGGCCUGCUUCUUCUCCCUCCUCAACUGUGUCCUCAACAAGGCUCAGCUCCUCACAGCCUGCCUUCACCCAUGAAAAGUCAACUGUGCCGCACAUUGCACCGCCUGUGACCAUGUACCAGACCACAGCCACCACCUCCAUCAGCAGCACCUCCAAGACCUCUGUAUCAAUGGAAGUGCCUCUGGAAACCUCUCCAAAUCCCAGCUCCCUGCCUGCCCCCAGCAGCCCGCUCAGCACCCAGCUACCGUCCACUGCCACGUCUCCAUUCUCUUCUGUUUUGGCCUCAACUGUCAGCACAAUGUCUGUGCCUACAUCCCUGACUACUUCCACAUUUAGGUCUGCUGAGAGCACUACACAUCCUUACUUCCAAAACACCACAUCUACUCCACAUGGCAAAACAUCUUCAUUAGCUGUUCCUACCAGUAUCGCUGCCCAGUCUAGGCCAGCACUGAUCCCCACUGUUUUGUCUACAACUAUUGCCUUUGCUCCCCAUGUUCUCACGACGGCUUCUACAGAGUCAGUUGAACAGAGUUCCUUGCGAACAACAACUCUGACCACUGCCCACACGACAUCAUCUCCUCUCACCCCUGGACUUUCAACAUCCCUGUCCUCUGUUGUGCCAUCAACGGUGCCACAUGAGCGUUGUACAGAAGUUGAAUAUGAAGAAGAAAUAACUUACAAAGGCUGUUCCACAAAUGUCACUUUGAGCCGAUGUGAAGGAACAUGUCCCUCUUCAACAAAGCUGGAUGUUGAGAAGAUGGCGGUCACCACAGCAUGUGGCUGCUGUAGGCCACUUGAACUUCUUAAGAAGCAAUUCCAACUGCCAUGCCAAGACCCAGAUAACCCUGGAAGAAGGCUCACCACAGAAAUAAUUGCAUUUAGUGGCUGUGUGUGUAACUUUGACAGUUGCACACACUAG